UCUAAUGUAACAAAAUAUGCGUUUCUUCAAGACUGGAUACAGUUAUGGCUACGGAUUCGUCGACUUCCAAAGGGCGGAAGAUGCCGCACGUGCGAUUGAGACAUUGAAUGGCCUCGACGUGAUGAACAAGAAAAUUAAGGUAUCCUACGCUCGACCCCCGGGAGAACACAUCAAGGAUACCAAUUUGUACGUGGCUGGGAUCCCGCGGGAAUACAAUGAGAAUCAGUUCGAGAAGCUUUUCUCCGAGUACGGGCAAAUUAUCCAAAGGAAUAUUCUGAGAGACAAAGCUACUGGGGCGUCUCGCGGAGUUGGUUUUGUUCGCUUCGACACCAAGGACCAGGCGGAAGCAGCCAUCAUGGGACUCAACGGGACGAUCCCAAUGGGAAGUACGGAAGCGUUGAAGAUCAAAAUCGCGGAAGACCACGGGAAGCAAAGAGCCGCCUACAAUGCGGGUUGGGCGGCCGGUACUCGACGGGACGGCACUCGAAGCGGCCCAGUUGCCAUGGCUGGAAGCCCCGACGGACUCGCGGGGAAAUUCCCCAAUCCCAGUGGUAUGUUGUCGUCGUCGUCUUCCUCGCGCGGAGGACCCGGUGGGCCACCGAUGCCCGGCUACGGCGGCGUCGGCGCCAUGCGUAACGAUCGUCCGAAUAACAGGUUGUUCCUUCAGUCAUAA
Messenger RNA from Notodromas monacha, 673 nucleotides. NCBI's taxonomy places the organism in Eukaryota, Metazoa, Arthropoda, Ostracoda, Podocopida, Cyprididae. The record is from the annotation of a GenBank genome assembly.